This is a messenger RNA of Sphenostylis stenocarpa, 2445 nucleotides long. NCBI's taxonomy places the organism in Eukaryota, Viridiplantae, Streptophyta, Magnoliopsida, Fabales, Fabaceae. The record is from the annotation of a GenBank genome assembly.
AUGGAACAGACCACGCAGCGCGUUGUACUUCCAACCCAAUUUCAAGAGGGAUUGAGGAUGAUAACGGAAGUAGUGGAAAAAGGUAAGAGUAGUGAAAGCAACAAGCAGAUACUGAGGUCAACUCUCAAGGAUAUGAACCCUGUGGUGCAAGAGAUCGAGCAAUUAAAUGAACACUUAAAUCCACCAAGAGAAGAAAUCAAAACCCUUAUUGACCAAAAAGAUGCAAAAGAAGAGCCUGUGUGCAAAUGCUUCUCCAAGAAUUUUUGUUUGGACAAGUGUCUCGCUUGGUUUCUUUGCAGAUUUGGACACAAGAGGGACGAUUCAUUUGCUGGUGGUGGCAAGCAAACUCUUGUGGCAAAAGAUAUUGAAGAGAAACUGUACAAAGUAAGGGAAAUUCUUGAGCUUCUCAGCAAAGAGAAUCGUGAGCAGAAGUAUUGUGGUAUUAGAGGGCCUAUCAAGCUUCCUUUUGGUGUUCCUGCAAACCCAGAUUUCACGGUUGGCUUGGAUAUUCCGUUGAAAGAGUUGAAGAUGGAGGUUCUCAAAGAUUGUGUGUCUGUUAUUGGGCUGACUGGUUUGGGUGGAAUGGGGAAAACCACUCUGGCUACAAAGCUCUGUUGGGAUGAACAAGUCAAGGGUAAAUUUGGGGAAAACAUUUUAUUUGUCACGGUCUCAAAAACGCCCAAGUUGAAGAUUAUUGUAGAGAGAUUAUUUGAACACUGUGGAAUUGAAGUACCCGAUUUUCUAAGUGAUGAAGAUGCAGUUAAUCAAUUGGGACUUUUGCUUAGACAAAUAGGUAGAAGUUCAGUGUUGCUGGUCCUGGAUGAUGUUUGGCCUGGAUCAGAAGCCCUCGUCGAGAAAUUUAAAGUCCAGAUACCAGACUAUAAAAUUUUGGUGACUUCUAGGGUUGCAUUUCCUAGAUGUGACACCCAGUGUUUCUUAAAACCUCUUGGUCAUGAUGAUGCAGAAACCCUUUUCCGACAUUAUAUGAGUGGUUCAAGUAUUCCUGAUGAAGUCAUCCAAAAGGUUGUGAGAAACUGCAAGGGUUUACCGCUUGCUAUCAAAGUAAUUGGGAGAUCACUCUCUAAUCAGCGUUCUGAGGUGUCGCUAAAGAUGGUGGAGGAAUUGUCGCAAGGUCGUUUUAUACUUGAUUCUAAUAUUGAACUGCUUACAUGCCUCCAAAAGAUCUUGGAUGUUUUGGAAGAUAAUCUUGUUAUCAAAGGGUGCUUCAUGGAUCUAGGGUUAUUUCCCGAAGACCAAAGAAUUCCUGUUACUGCUCUCAUUGAUAUGUGGUCUGAGUUGUAUAGACUAGAUGAUGACGGCAAAGAGGCAAUGGCCGUCAUCAACAAAUUAAACUCCAUGAAUCUAGCCAAUGUCGUGGUAGCAAGGAAAAAUGCCAGUAACACAGACAAUUACAACUACAAUAACCACUUCAUCGUUCUUCAUGACCUCCUGAGAGAGCUUGCAAUUUAUCAGUGUUCUCAGGAACCAAUGGAACAGAGAAAAAGAUUGAUUAUUGAGAUAAAUCAAAAUCAACAUGGGGAAGAGACAACAUUUCUUAGCUGGUAUGUUAAACAGAAGCCCCAGCAUGUCACUGCCCACACAUUGUCCAUAUCGACUGAUGAAAAUUGCACUUCAGAUUGGCCCCAAAUGCCACUAGCUCAAGUUGAGGUUUUGAUUUGGAAUCUUCGGACUAAGCAGUAUUCCUUUCCAGCUUUCAUGGAAGAUAUGAACAAACUAAAAGUUCUGAUAGUGACAAAUUACAGUUUCUAUCCUUCUGAAAUCAACAACUUUGAGCUACUUGGCUCUUUAUCCAACCUGAAAAGAAUCAGAUUAGAGCGAAUUUCUGUUCCUUCUUUUGUUGCAAUGAAGAAUCUUAAAAAGUUAUCCCUCUACUUGUGUAAUAUGAAACAGGCAUUUGAGAACAAUGACAUGUUAAUUUCAUACGCUUUUCCAAAUCUUGAAGAUUUGAAUAUUGACUAUUGCAAGGAUAUGUUGGGAUUGCCUAAGGGGCUCUGUGAUAUCAUCCCCCUGAAGAAGCUCAGUAUUACUAAUUGCCACAAACUCUCUGCACUGCCGCAAGAUAUUGGAAAAUUGGGGAAUUUGGAACUUCUAAGGCUCAGUUCUUGUACUGAUUUGGAAGGGAUACCAGAUUCUAUUGGAAGGCUCUCAAAUCUACGACUUCUUGACAUCUCACAUUGUAUAAGCCUUCCUAAUUUACCGGAGGAUUUUGGUAAUCUGUCUAAUCUACAGAAUCUCUACAUGACAAGUUGUGAAAGGUGUGAAUUACCAUUCUCUGUAACUAAUCUUGGGAAUUUAAAGGUUGUGAUAUGCGAUGAAGAGACAGCUGCUUCAUGGGAGAAUUUCAAGCCUAUGCUUCCCAAUCUAAAGAUAGACAUUCCUCAAGUUGAUGUUAACUUGAGUUGGCUUCAUACAACUUCCUCCUGA